Molecule: messenger RNA, 547 nt
Organism: Mesoplodon densirostris (Blainville's beaked whale)
Lineage: Eukaryota; Metazoa; Chordata; Mammalia; Artiodactyla; Ziphiidae
Product: cyclin-dependent kinase 2-associated protein 1-like
Cellular component (GO): nucleus; cytoplasm
Source: RefSeq, a predicted model, not a curated record
CCGCCCUCGCGGGCCGGGCCCCGCUGCGCCCCGGCGCGCCCCGCCGCUCGGGGGGAUGUCUUACAAACCGAACUUGACCGCGCACAUGCCCGCCGCCUCCCUCAACGCCGCAGGGAGUGUCCACCCGCCCUCCACCAGUAUGGCGACGUCUUCACAGUACCGCCAGCUGCUGAGUGACUACGCGCCAUCUCUAGGCUACACCCAGGGAACUGGGAACAGCCAGGUGCCCCAGAGCAAAUACGCUGAGCUGUUGGCCAUCAUCGAAGAGCUGGGGAAAGAGAUCAGACCCACCUACGCGGGCAGCAAGAGCGCGAUGGAGAGACUAAAACGAGGCAUCAUCCACGCUCGAGGAUUGGUGCGGGAGUGCUUGGCUGAGACGGAAUGGAAUGCCAAGCCCUAGCUGCCUUGUGAGCCUGGACGGUUUUCCAUUUUCUUCGGAGAGAAGAAGUUACAGUUCAUCUCCCCUGUUCAGAUUAAACUUUUGUUUUCAAAAUGGUAACAGUUUGGUUUCUCCUCCCCCUGCCCCUCCCAUGGUUCACUAGGCUCC